AUGAUGAUAUGCAUGAAAUUGGGAUUGUUCAUACCACUACGAUCAAGGGGCACCAAGCUACUCUUUGGCAAACGUGCUCCCACUAAUUUGAAACGUGCCACCAUAUUGAGCUCACAAGUAAAGUGCCAUGGGAACCGUCCACUGUGCAACUUGGGAAACUCUCAACGCAACGAAAUGCGCAGUUUAGAUCCUGUGCAACACAACUUGAAACAAUGGCCUGUUGUACAACAAAUCAAUGCAACUGCUGAUAGGUUUCAAGAUGUUCCAGUCCGGCCAUCAUUUGUAUCAACUGAACGGCACUCCAAAGUCACCGCAGAGAAUCUUUCUGAACGCUUGGGACUCAGCAUUGGUCGAGCAAGAGCUACAUUACACGCAACCCUGCAACGUGGAACCAAAUCCGCUAUUAUGCCACUUGCAAGGAGAUAUCGAGCUGAUCGGAUUUUUGAGCGCCCACGAUUGAAGGGAAAAUUUUCUACUGAUACUGCCUACUUCAAACGAACUUUUCUUCAAGGUAACACUGCCAGCCAGGUAUACUUUCACAAAUGUGGGUCUUACAGUUGUCACCACUUGCAGAAAGUUAAUGAUGCAAAAGUUGGACCAACCUUGAACAAGUUUAUUUCCAAAUAUGGUAUACCUGAGCACCUUACAAUGGAUGGUGCAUCUGUCCAGAUUGGACGGAAGACUACAUUUAUGGAUACAAUUUGUCGAUGCAAUAUCGACCAUCACAUUUCCAAACCUUACACCCCAAAAGAAAACCCGGCGGAAGGUGGAAUUCGAGAGUUUAAACGGAGGUAUUAUCGAUUGAUCAUCAAACACGGUAUCCCUGAACGCCUUUGGGACUUUGUCUUGGACUAUGUGGUUGACAGAAUGAAUGUUACUGUCAAUUAUUCAAAGUACUCUGAUGGUCGGGUACCUUUAGAAAUUAUAACAGGAAUCACGCCAGAAAUCACUGAAUAUCUGGAUUUCACGAUAUAUGGUUGGGUGUUCUUUUGCAGCGAUGGCGGCUUGGGAGUCAAUCACAUUGGCCGAUGGCUUGGAGUUUCACACCGUGUGGGACCCAUGAUGACAUAUUGGGUUCUUCCAAAUAGCGGUAUCCCCAUUUCUGUGGAUACUGGUAACCAACGCGGAACAGCAGACUGA
Molecule: messenger RNA, 1140 nt
Organism: Cylindrotheca closterium
Lineage: Eukaryota; Bacillariophyta; Bacillariophyceae; Bacillariales; Bacillariaceae
Source: the annotation of a GenBank genome assembly